Molecule: messenger RNA, 1708 nt
Organism: Cyprinodon tularosa
Lineage: Eukaryota; Metazoa; Chordata; Actinopteri; Cyprinodontiformes; Cyprinodontidae
Gene: bfsp2
Product: beaded filament structural protein 2, phakinin
Exons: 7
Coding region: 96-1400 (434 amino acids)
Biological process (GO): intermediate filament organization
Cellular component (GO): intermediate filament
Molecular function (GO): structural molecule activity
Source: RefSeq, a predicted model, not a curated record
GAACAAAGCGGGCCGUGUUUCCAGAACACCGUCCUCCCAUAAAUCCUGCAGGCGAGCAGCUGUGGGGGGUUUGACACUGGGACCUGCUGAGCGUCAUGCCUCUGCCCCGACGCCACUCAUCCUUUCUGGGACAGUCAUCAUCAGAGCGCCCGGCCUCCACCUCUUGUGGGAGGAUGGCUGCAGCGGGGACCACUGCCCCCCGGGGUGUCUUUGUGGGGUCCGCUCCAACGCUGUGUCCAGCAUCAGGGCUAGGGACGCGUGUGUCCCGCAGGGCUCUGGGAAUCAGCAGUGUGUUCAUGCAGGGGAUGAGGAGCACCGCCAUGCCGGUUCUGCCCCGGGCUGGGGAGAGGGGUGCAGGAACGGGAUCUAUGGCGAUGGGCCUGAACAGCUGCUUGAUGGAGUACCGGGACAAAGUGAGAGCGCUGGAACAACUGAACCAACAGCUGGAGGAACAGAUCCGACUGUGUCUGGACCGCAAGGCUGCCAGUGCCGGGGCCUGGGGGCCUCUGAGGAGGGACUGGGAAGACAUUUACAGACAGGUCAGUGAAGCCAUCCUGGACAACGCUCGCCUAAUGCUGCAGACAGAGAACAUCCAAGCCAAUGCUGAGGACUUCAAAGAAAGGUAUGAGAAUGAACAACCCUUCAGGAGGGCGGUGGAGGACGAGAUCAGCUCCCUGCACAGAGUGAUCGAGGAGGCCACCAUGACCAAGGUGGACCUGGAGGAGCAAAUGGAGAACAUGAGGGCUGAGCUGCGCAGUCUGGAGGACAACUAUGAGCAGGAUGUGCGGGGACUCUACAAUCAGAUGGCUGGACGGGAGGUGGAUGAACCCGAUGCUCCCAUCGAGACCAGUCUGGACCAGAUUCUGGCCCACAUUAGGAGUCACUGGGAGAGGAUGAUGGAGAAAAACAGAGCAGAGACCGAUGGCUGCCUGGAGUGCAAGGAAGCGCAGAGUGUGGGGAGCCGGCUAAGUCCAGAGGAGGAGCAGGUGGAGGCACUGAAGACUGAAUGCAGUGAGGUGGGGUGCAAGAUCCAGAGUCUGCAGGCCGAGACCGAGUCCAUCAGAGCAUUGAAACGAGGCUUGGAGAACUCCCUGGCGGAUGCUCGCCACUGGCAUGACGUGGAGCUGCAGAACCUUGGCUCUGUAGUGGCCAAGCUGGAGGCGGAGUUUAACGAUGUACGAGGGGAGAUUGAACAACAGCGCAGGGACUACGAUGUGUUGCUUAUGAACAGGCAGCGUCUGGAGCAGGAGAUUGGCCUGUACCAUGGCAUCCUGGAUGGGGAGGAGAGCCGCUACCUGCCCACCGACACUGCACAGUGUGGAAGAGCUCCUGCUGAAUCUAGGACUGAUGCUCCCUCAGCUCCAGGACCUUCUGGACCAGCAGGACCACGGCCCCAGUAGUCCCCGCUCAGAAUGAGACUCCUUCAGAACCGUGGUUUUCUUCGGUCCCUCAUGUUUCAGAUGUUGUCAUGUUCAUUAUAUCAGGGUCAGAUGAACAGGGUCAUGAGCAGAACUUGAAAAGAACCCGCUGAUCCGACCAUCGGAACCAUCAUACUGAACCAAGGACGCAUCUCAAACAUGUGAGACAUGGGCUCAUAGGGACCAGGAAGGGUUCUGCUUCCAGUCCAGAGACAGAAUAAUACUGUGUGUACAGUGAUCAUGACAUUUCCUGCUUUGUUUCUUUCAAAAUAAAAGGGAAGGAAAUUGAA